UUGAAGCGUAAAAGUGAAAUUGAGCUCUUGGCCUUGCCCCUUCACCUUCGUGCGCCUCCAAAGGCUCGUUUUCCUUUCAGUGCACGGACGGUCGUACACGGACAGCCCUGAGUGUUUUCGCCACCCUUGCUUGAGGUCACAUUAACAGUCACUAACUGAGGGGUGAGGCGAGUCCUGCGUAUUCCAGAGGCACAGGGCUCUGGAACUGUAUUAUCUCCUGAAAUGGCUGCCUCCUGUUCUCUCAGCUACUCAUCAUAUUUCCAGAGACAAAACCUUGUCUGUUACCUCAGAAACCCACACUAUGGCAGCCUUAUUUAUGCUGAUGGUCACGGUGAGGUGUGGACAGACUGGAAUAACAUGUCCAAGUUUUCUCAGUACGGAUGGAGAUGCACCACUAAUGAAAACUCGUAUUCAAACCGUACCCUGAUAGGCAACUGGAACCAGGAAAGAUAUGACAUAAAGAAUGUUGUACAGCCCAAACCCUUGCCUUCCCAGUUUGGACACGGCUUCGAAACAACAUACGAUGCAAGCUACAACAGCAAAAAGCCACAAUCAGCACAUAGAUUUAAACGAGAGCCUCAUUGGUUCCCUGGACAUCAACCUGAGCUGGAUCCUCCUCAUUACAAAUGCACAGAAAAGUCAACUUCUAUGAAUAGCUACUCAAAGCCUCAACCCACUCAUUACUCUUGGUGUGUAUAUGACCCGAAAUGAACCAAUCUUAGGACCAGGAAUCUAAGAAAGAAGAUGUAGCUUCAUUUUUUUCUGGAGUAGACUGUAGAAAGGAGCACAUUCUGAGCGGUCUCAAACAUCAUUCUUAAUAUGCUUUCUGACUAAAUAAAAGCACAACGCAC
This is a messenger RNA of Rattus rattus (black rat), 851 nucleotides long. RefSeq names its product chromosome 8 C11orf1 homolog (gene Cfap68). The transcript has 4 exons. Gene Ontology annotation, cellular component: nucleus. NCBI's taxonomy places the organism in Eukaryota, Metazoa, Chordata, Mammalia, Rodentia, Muridae. The record is from RefSeq and is a predicted model, not a curated record. The coding region runs from base 223 to 711 and encodes 162 amino acids.